AUGAAGGACAAAUCUCGAUCUCGGUCCCACGGUUCCCCAGUAUUAGAUGAUCCACUGAGUUGCUAUGGAAACAGGGAUUCAAGCAAAGACGCUCUCAAGUCCGUCAAUCUGGACUUUGACGCCCGCGUCCCUAUCCCCUUCAGUGUCUUCCCGUCGUCGUACCGGAGUGACGCUGUCUCUGAAACUACUCAGACGAGAGUAGAGGGAGAAGUUCAACUCGAUCGUACUUCGCACGUCGAACGGGAAGAUACUCGGGUUGCUGCCACUCUCCCCGACCCUCGAGUCCACGGAAAGGAAGAAGGCGAAUUCCGCGUUAUCAAAGAAGAUCGUUCGAGCUUCCCUCGUCAACACUUCGAGCAGCGCAAUUACUCAGCCGAGGUUGAUCUGACCCGUGAACGCUACCCCAAUUACCGCGAGUCUACUGCUCGUUUCGAAGAACAUCGUCCCGUCUACGACCAAGCCGUCGAGACUCAACUAGACAUCACUGAGAGAGAGUAUCGUCGUCGCACUACUCCUACCUACGACCUCGACGUCACUUACGAUCGUCGUUACUCUCCCGUAGACUCAUCCGAGUACCAGCCUGCCCAGCCCGCAGACUACUCUUACGAGCGUGCUUAUCAGUCUCAUCCCACCAGCACUUACCGAGGCGAAGACUUUACUCGUCGCUCGGUUGAUAUCCAUCAGUCUCGUCACCCCGCUCCCACUCAAAUCACUCAGACCACUGUCCGUGAAACCGUUAAGCCUCGCAAGAUGGGUUACUACGACGACGACGGCCAGUACCACUCCUUCCGCCGCGGCGUGGAGCGUGCUGCCGACCGCGUCCUGCACCCCUUCCACCACCAUGAGCGUGAGGAGGUUGUCGUCAGCGACGAGCGUGGUCCUGCCCGUGAGGAUGUCCGCAUUGUCGAGCCCCGCAACCGCGGUGUCGCCGGCGAGACUGUCCCCAUCCCCUGCCACUUCAUUCGAAUUGGUGACAUCCUGAUCCUGCAGGGUCGCCCUUGCCAGGUCAUUCGUAUCUCUGUCUCCCCCCAGACUGGUCAGCACCGCUACCUUGGUGUUGAUCUCUUCACCCGCCAACUGCAGGAGGAGUCCUCAUUUGUCUCCAACCCCUCUCCCUCCGUCGUUGUCCAAACCAUGCUCGGUCCCGUCUUCAAGACCUACCGCAUCCUCGACCUCCGCGAUGACGGCCGCCUGGUUGCCAUGACCGAGACCGGUGAUGUCAAGCAGAGCCUUCCUGUCAUCACCCAGGGAAGCUUGUUCAAGCGUAUCGGUGACGCUUUCGCUGACGGCCGUGGCUCUGUCCGUGCCCUCGUCAUCAACGACGGUGGCCGCGAGCUCGUGGUUGACUUCAAGGUGAUCCACGGCUCCCGCCUUUAA
Molecule: messenger RNA, 1377 nt
Organism: Penicillium taxi
Lineage: Eukaryota; Fungi; Ascomycota; Eurotiomycetes; Eurotiales; Aspergillaceae
Gene: hexA
Product: putative Woronin body protein HexA
Exons: 3
Coding region: 1-1377 (458 amino acids)
Biological process (GO): positive regulation of translational elongation
Molecular function (GO): ribosome binding; RNA binding; translation elongation factor activity
Source: RefSeq, a predicted model, not a curated record